UAAAAUCUCCAGCGUUAGCUCUAAGCUAAGAGAGAGAGAGAAGCAGAGAAGAGACGGACGGUAGUGUCGAAGGCGUUCCACAGCGGAGAAUGGAUCCAGAUGCGGUUGCAAAGGCGUUUGUCGAUCACUACUACUCGACAUUCGAUACGAAUCGACCGGCCCUUGCUAAUCUAUACCAGGAUUCAUCGAUGUUGACGUUCGAAGGCCAGAAGAUCCAAGGCUCUCCGGGAAUCGUCGCCAAGCUCACUGGCCUUCCCUUUCAGCAGUGUCAACAUAGCAUUACCACCGUCGAUUGCCAGCCUUCCGGUCCUAGUGGCGGCGUGCUCGUUUUUGUCAGCGGCAAUCUCCAACUCGCUGGCGAACAGCACGCUCUUAAGUUCAGCCAGAUGUUUCAUCUUAUGCCAACACCCCAGGGAAGCUUUUUCGUUUUCAAUGACAUUUUCCGUCUCAACUAUGCAUAAGAAGAGCUAUAAUAAUAAUGUGAAUUUGAAGUUGGGACAUUGUUGUGUUUGGGUGGGGGGUGGGUGAAUUCAUCAUGAAAGAAGACUUAUAUUCUUGCAUCUCCAUUUUGAUUUCAUUUUGAUUUCAUUUUUUGUUGUUGCAGCUAUCAAUCAAUCAAUCUUCUUGUUGUGUGAUAUUUGUUUAUGUUGUAAACAGUGAAUAUUUUCCUUGUGUGAAUGGAAUUAGGAAUGCAAGUA
Impatiens glandulifera is the source of this 698-nucleotide messenger RNA. Its product is annotated as nuclear transport factor 2B-like. Lineage: Eukaryota; Viridiplantae; Streptophyta; Magnoliopsida; Ericales; Balsaminaceae. Bases 90 to 461 code for a protein of 123 amino acids. The record is from RefSeq and is a predicted model, not a curated record. Gene Ontology annotation, cellular component: nuclear pore central transport channel. The transcript has 2 exons. Gene Ontology annotation, biological process: nucleocytoplasmic transport.